Messenger RNA from Drosophila guanche, 1095 nucleotides. Its product is annotated as stress response protein NST1. The record is from RefSeq and is a predicted model, not a curated record. Gene Ontology annotation, cellular component: mitochondrion. Bases 71 to 973 code for a protein of 300 amino acids. NCBI's taxonomy places the organism in Eukaryota, Metazoa, Arthropoda, Insecta, Diptera, Drosophilidae. The transcript has 2 exons.
UUCAUUCACAAAACACAUUUGCGCUGGCCCCAAUAUAUUUUCUAAAUUGUAAACAGAUAAGCACGUAAAAAUGUACAAAUUUCUCUCGCGUCGCCCGUUUAGCGGCAAGGUGAAGAAAAUGUCGAGCAAGCUCUCAAAUAUUCAACGUCCGCCCAAGGAUCCACCAGAUGAGGGUUACGAGCCGACUUGCAUCGAUCAUGAUGGCAUUCAAGUGGCGGACUUUGUGAGACCUGCAGCCUUUCGGCAGUUUAGUGGCCCCGAGGAAAAGUUGGGUCCAGGCGCCGGCAUAGGGCUGGAAUACAAGAAUGCACAUUACUUUGCCUAUCAUCGUUUCUCUUUUCUUGAGCUGCAGAAUCAGGCCUUGGAGUUGCGAGAUGAGCGCCGACUCAGUGGCGGAAUCCAAGAUGCAAUCGAAGCGGACGAGGAGGAGGAGUGCAACGAAGGCAGUGUAAAGGCCAUGAAGGAACUGGAAGCGGAGUGCGAGAAGAUAAUCGCUGUGCAGGCCAAGCAGCUGGAAGAGGCCAAGAAACAGCAGGAACUCUGCGAAGCGCAAGAGAAGAAGCGGCAGGCGGAGGAGGAAUGGUGCAAAAAGAAAGCAGAAGAAACAAAAGAGGUAAAGCUGAACGCGCUGCUAGAGAUGACGGAUGAGCAGCUGAAAGAGUGGUGCGAAAAGUCACUCAAAGCACAACUGCUGGAGAAGAAGAAGUCAGGGGAGGAAGAUAAAUGUGCAGCGGAAAAAAUUAAGAAAGAAGCGGAUUUACAGAUGAAAUGUGAGGCAGAGCAAAAGAAGAAAGAAGAGGAAUUGAAGCUGAAGUGUGAGGCAGAGCAAAAUAAGAAAGAAGAGGAAUUGAAGCUGAAGUGUGAGGCAGAGCAAAAGAAGAAGGAAGCCAAAUGUGGGUUGGAAGAUGCAAAGAAAAACGAAGAUAAGAAGCCCAACACUGGAGCAGAUGGGAGCAACAACAAUAAGAAAUAAUAUACUAAGAUGUGCGAUUAUGGGGCCACAAAAAAAUUAAUUAAUUAGUUCACUAAUUGGCAGCCCAAAACUAUGUUAAAGUUUUGAAAUAAAGUUGCCGACACCAAGAUGGCGCCACUGCA